Exophiala spinifera is the source of this 1149-nucleotide messenger RNA. RefSeq lists its product as uncharacterized. Gene Ontology annotation, biological process: inner mitochondrial membrane organization. The record is from RefSeq and is a predicted model, not a curated record. The transcript has 2 exons. Bases 1 to 1149 code for a protein of 382 amino acids. Gene Ontology annotation, cellular component: mitochondrial inner membrane. NCBI's taxonomy places the organism in Eukaryota, Fungi, Ascomycota, Eurotiomycetes, Chaetothyriales, Herpotrichiellaceae.
AUGCCUGCCAUUCCAGCCUGCAGCCUGCGCCAAUUGGGCAAUUUUCCACGAAAAUGGGCGUUCCCAGCACACUUGGUCGCUGGUCGACGGGUCGGCGGAUACAGAUACAUCUCGCUACAAGCGACGCCAUCGACGGAUACCAGCAGGAUCGACGUCGGAAGUAGGUCUCUGUCUGCCUCGUCUCCAGAUGCCAGCUUCGAAGUCAUUGGCAGUCCGUACUCUUUACUUUCCGUGACCCUUUCUCCUUCUCAAGAUCUCUACACACGUCGAGGAACGUUAGUAGCCUUUGGCGGCGACCCGGACGGCACGGUCUCGGCGCUUCGAAUGUUGAACCCCGUCCGUCGAGCCUUGGUUGGAAUCCCCUUUCUCUACCAGAAAGUCACGAGUACGUCGCCGGCGAACGCCCUCAUAUCGACGCGGUCGCCCUUGACCACGUUCACGAUCCUACAGCUGGACGGCACGACGGACUGGAAACUGGCACAGAGAAAAGCGUUGCUGGCGUGGACGGGAAGCACGCUGUCGGUGAAGCCGAGCCUGAAUGCCAAACUGUCGUUGGCGUACUGGGGCAGUUCCGACGUGACUGGGAGAGGACUGCUUGCCCUCGCGGGCCAAGGACAAGUCUACGCGGUCGAACUGGCCGAGGGGGAGUCCUACGUCGUUCACCCUUCGAACGUGCUCGCGUACACGGCCUCGUCGCCUUCUCCUCGUCCCCAGCCGUACAGAUUCAAGUCCAACAACGUCCGGCUGCAGAUACCCCUGCAACUGGGAAACUUCUUCCCGUCUUCGAAGUUUGUGCGGACGUUGAAGACAAGCACCGCGUACAAGUUCUUGGCCAACGCCUUGCUCAGAGUGCGGACGUGGAGCCGCAGGACGUUGUGGGGUGACAGGCUGUUCCUGCAGUUUCGCGGCCCGACGACGCUGCUCAUCCAGAGUCGGGCACCUAGGGUCACUGACGUUCUGACCGCGCAGGAAGUCAAUGAGAUCGCGGACGCUCCGGCCGGAAGCGUGGUGGAAGCCAUCGACAAUGCUCGGGAGGCGGAAAAGGCCAGGAGCGAAGCGUCGGCGUCGACACCAUCAGCGACACCCAAGUCUCAACCUAAGCUGUCCACCGCCACGGUAGGAAAGGACGGAAAGGUCACGUUCAGUUAA